UAACUGUGGAGCUUUUUUGUGUAAAGAUUACAUCAGAAAAAGGACAGGGUAUCUUCACUGAAGAUGGAUGAGGACAGAAAGGACACGACUGAAAGAAUUUUGGACCUUACCCUAGAGAUAAUCUGUUUGCUGACUGGAGAGGAAUACAUUGUUGCAAGGAUAUCGGGAGAGCCUGGAACAUCCUGGAGUAGCCCCUAUAUUCUUAAAGGAUGGACCAAAACCCAAAAUACAAUGCACAGGUUGCCUCAAGCUUCCUCUCUAAUGUAUGAUAGAAGCAAUGUUCAGAAGAUCCUAGAACUCACCAACAAGAUCAUUGAGCUGCUGACUAGAGAGGUUCUUAUAAGGAGUCAGGAUGUCGCUGUCUAUCUAUCCAUGGAGGAGUGGGAGUAUAUAGAAGAACACAAGGAUCUGUACAAGGACAUCACAAUGGAGAAUCACCAGCCUCAAACAUCACCAAAUGUUCCAGGUAAAUCGACCUCCAGUAUGAAGCAAGAAUCUGCCUUGUGUGAUGGAGGAAAUGUCAUCGACCCUGGGGAUGGAGGAAAGGUCAUAGACUUUGAUAUGCAUGUACCCAAUAAUAAUGCUCAAGAUCUGUUUUCUUGUAUUCAGGAGGAAACUGCCUCAUAUCAUGGAGGAGAUUUUGGAAACGCUGAAUCGCCUCCUGAUCAAAUAUCUUAUAACACUGCACAAAAAAAGGAAGAAUCAAUCUCAUGUGAGGAAGAUAAUAUCACCGAAUCUAAUUCUGUUAUACUCCUAAAUCAAACAGAUCAAUAUCAAGCCCCUCAUAUUCCAGUGAGAGCACUCUCAUAUGCAAAAGAAAAUGUGGCCCAUGCUGACGUGUAUACAACUAUCUCUCAAAUGCAAUAUUUUAAAGCUCGAAGUAUGGAAGAAUUUUAUCCUCUUUCAAAACAUUUCCAAAAUACAGCUGCUAAAAUAAAGGAACUUACAAAGAACGGUAGGAUCCACCAGCCCAAGCAAAAAGCCUUUGCGUGUUCAGAAUGCGGCAAGUGUUUCAAAUGUAAUGCUAAGCUUACCAUCCACUUACGAAUUCACACAGGUGAAAAGCCAUAUUCUUGCACUAUUUGCGGGAAAGGGUUUGCGAGUAGCUCCAAUCUGAUCAAACACAAGCGAAUCCACACAGGAGAGAAACCAUUUUCCUGCUCAACCUGCGGGAAGAGUUUCACCAACACGUCAGAUCUUGUGAAACAUCAAAGAGUUCAUACAGGAGAGAAACCAUUUUGUUGUUCUGAAUGCGGGAAAUACUUUCUCUGUAGCUCAAACUUAGCUGCUCACCAGAGAAGCCACACAGGAGAGAAGCCAUAUUCUUGUUUUGAGUGUGGGGAAAAAUUUAUCAGUAGCUCUCAUCUUGUUACACAUCAAAGAACUCACACAGGGGAGAAGCCAUAUUCUUGUCCAACUUGUGGAAAAUGUUUUACAAAUGCUUCGGACCUCUCCAAACAUCAAAGGCUUCACAGGAAAGAGAAACCAUAUUCCUGUGUGGACUGUGAGAAAAGUUUUAAAAGUACCUCUGACUUGGCUAAACACAAAAUGGUUCAUACAAAGGAAAGGCCGUAUGCAUGUAAACAGUGUGAAAAAUGCUUUCAAAGAAGGUCUCAGCUGUUGAAGCAUCAGACAACUCACAACAAAGACAUGGUAUUGUAG
Messenger RNA from Bufo gargarizans (Asiatic toad), 1662 nucleotides. Its product is annotated as oocyte zinc finger protein XlCOF7.1-like. The transcript has 5 exons. Gene Ontology annotation, biological process: regulation of cytokine production; negative regulation of transcription by RNA polymerase II; regulation of immune system process. The coding region runs from base 64 to 1662 and encodes 532 amino acids. Lineage: Eukaryota; Metazoa; Chordata; Amphibia; Anura; Bufonidae. The record is from RefSeq and is a predicted model, not a curated record.